AUGCCUCUUCAGAAGUCCUUUUCCGAUCAAAACCACUCAGUCAAAGGAAAAUCCGAACAAAACCGACAAUGGGGUCGAAAUAGGAGCUUCCAGGGACAGCAGACUUCGAGGCAUAACCCGCAAUCGAAGCCCCUACAGGAGAAACCACCUGUUCCUGUGUCGACCGCCACAAAAAACAAACUUAGCAAUUUCCUCGCCAAGACGAGCAAUGUCGAAAAGGAAGGGAAUGCUGUGAUAAGUCUCCUUUCUUCGGAUGAGAAGGAGAAUUUGGGAAACAGGGCCAGUCAAAAGCACACGAAAACUCGGCUCGCAAAAGAGAAAAAUGACGAGACAGAACUUCGAUCAGACACUCCCAAAAAAACUUGCCCCUCUACACCGGCUAGCAGGCUAGCAUUACCGGAUUUAAUUGGCAUGAGCGACGUGGAACGAGCAGUCGAAAUCAUAUCUCCUGAUGAUCGGGUAGAAUGGGACUAUAGCAAGGAUAGUAGCCAGGAUUCAACGCCGUUUCAAGGGAUACGGAGGGCGAACAAGAGGGCGAGAAGCUCGUCUCCUAUAGCUUCAUCACCAGCUUAUGGGAAGGGAGAACAACCUCAGAUAGAUCCAGGAUCGGAGUUAUGGGGACGGUACUCUCUCAACGGUCCCAACGCGACAACACCAUUAGGGCCAUCUGUCCCUGCAUUGGCGCAUUUGAUGCAGACAUCUUCACCGCAGCCUGUUAGACACGGAACAACACCAAGAACGUUAUCAAGCUUCCGACGAGCGAAUAGCUGUGGCACAACAUUUCCAAAGCGCAGGAGGGUUGGUGGAUCGGAUGGAGAUGUGUUCACGGAACCUGCAAAUAUUGGCCCCUCACGAUUGUCCGUCCUGAUUGAAAGAGUGCAGGAAGGAAUGUCGCAGCUGAAACCUAUCGAUGAAUGUUCAUGCCGAGCGCGUGGAUCUCCAAAACAAGGACUUUCCACAGUCGAUGAGGCAAUUUCGAACGCUAGCCGUGGGCAACAUCGAGAAUCGUCAGAGAAUUUAUCAGAUCCGGCAUCCCGUAUUGGAACCCCUCAGAAAGCGGACAACCACCGUCUGGAGAGGCAAGCCUCGGUUCAGACAGAUUAUGGUGACUUUGAUGACGAUGCAAUCGACUCCUGUGUCCUUGAUGCGCUGGAAUCGCAACCACCAGUACAGUUUCCUCUGGAAGUUGAACGUCCUCUACAACCACCCACAGCUCCAGCCAGACAGCCAUCUUGCUCACCAAGAAAAGCUAGCCUACCAGUUCUUGUAGACGAGGAAUCUUUUGGAAUGAAUGAAGGAGACGAUGACGAGGACGAAUUUGGCGACUUUGAUGACGAUGUGUUUGGUGACCUGGAGCAGGUCGUUUCACAGUUCGACACGGGGACAUCUGUGAUGAAGCCAGACAAGCCGUCUUGUAGCGGCCCCCCACCAGGAAGAGCUGCACAGGAGGCCGAUUCUGAGGAUGAAUUUGGCGACGAUGGAAUAGAUGAAAAUGAUUUUGAAGCAGCAGUUGCAGCGACCCAGUCCUUGCGAAAAUCUAACGAUCUUUUACCUGCGACUCGUGACAUACAGGCCAUACAAAGAUAUUUGGUAACAAGUAUCUCUAAAACACAAUACGAGGACACCAACCGGCGGACAUGUAAAGAACAAGUCCUUGAGUUGAAAGCUGAAGGGACCAAAAGUACCAGAUUCGUCCAUCUUCGUGGCUUUUGGUAUAUGUCACCUGUGACUGAAAAGGCCUAUGUCCACGUUAUUGGGACAUUCGUUGGAAGUCGAUGCAUCAUUGACAACAAUCACAACAUGUUGAUCCUACAUCCUGAUCAUUUAGUUUCAGCUACAGUAGUGGCCGAUUCGUUUAGCUGCACUCGUCGUGCAGUCCUUCAAGACAGAGUCAAAGCUACCGGUGAUGCGGCACCUCCUAUGGUUUAUGGCACUAUCCUACACGAAAUUUUCCAAACAGCCUUAGUUGCGAAUAGAUGGGACAUUGAGUAUCUGGGUGAAAUCAUCGAAGACGUAGCUACGAAACACGUUGAGGAUCUUUACACCAUAAAGAUUCAAGUGGAAGACGCCACAGAAUAUUUACUUAGCAAAAUGGGCGAGCUCCAGUCAUGGGCUGAGCUGUUCAUUUCUUCUCAGCCAAAGCCCGAAGCAAUCGUACAUGACCGCCACGGUAAGAGAGCGGGCAUGUGCGUCAGUAAACUUCUUGAUGUCGAAGAACACGUGUGGUCGCCAAUGUAUGGCCUGAAAGGCAAUAUAGACGCAACAGUUCAAGUUACUAUGCAAGACGAUCAUGAGCGCCGGACUUUGACCGUACCUUUUGAAGUGAAGACGGGGAAGAAUCCAAGCGCGUCACACCGGGCGCAGACGGCGCUGUAUAACCUUUUACUGUCAGAUCGUUACGAUAUGGAGGUAGCUUACGGUAUUCUUUACUAUAUGGAAACAUCGGAGACUGUACGCAUUCCCAAAUUUCGGAAUGAGCUCAUUCAUAUGAUCAUGAAGCGGAACGAACUGGCCUGUUUCGUACGAGAGCGGCACGCCGAGCUUCCAGAGAUGGAAAAGAAGGAGAAUCUAUGCGGACGAUGCUAUGCUAAGGUUCCCUGUUUCAUUUAUCACCGACUCGCUGACGAUGGAACUGGGGAGACCAGUGGAUUGGGGACUAAGUUCGAUGACAUUGUGAAGCAUCUGACACCCAGGCAUAAGGAAUUCUUCUUGAAGUGGGACAAUCUGCUCACAAAAGAAGAAAAAGAGAGCAUGAAGUUCCGACGCGAAUUAUGGACAAUGUUAUCUUCAGAACGAGAGAAACUCGGUCGAUGCUUUUCCAAUGUUGUUAUUGAACCCGGCUCGGCUUUCGAAGAUGUCAACAACCCUAAGAUCAACCGAUUUAGCUACACAUUUACGAAACAACAGCGCCUCCCGGGCUUCUCGUUUCUCGAAUCUCAAAUAGUUAUUGGGGAGCCUAUUGUCGUGUCGGAUGAGAAAGGUCAUUUUGCGCUCGCUAACGGAUACGUCACCAAAGUUGGGAAACGAAGAAUUACUGUUGCGGUCGACCGUCGCCUACACAAUGCACGCGUACGCCAGCGCGAUUUUGAUGAUGUUGAUAACCAAGUAUUUUCCGGCAUUAUGCAAGUUGGCAUGUCACCAAUGGAGCUACUGGCGGCUAAGCCUGAAGAACAGCCUGUUCUGUACAGACUUGACAAAGACGAAUUCAGCAAUGGCAUGGCUACUGUUCGGAACAAUCUCAUUCAUGUUAUGGCUGACGGACCUAUUGGUUCUCGCCAUAUCAGAGGAUUAGUGGUUGACUUGAAUGCUCCACGGUUUAAAACACAAUCCACCGCUUACGUGUUGAAAGAUCGUGAAAGCCUCAACGUGGAUCAACAGAGAGCAAUUGAAAAGGUGAUGAGUGCUGAGGACUAUGCUCUGGUGCUCGGGAUGCCCGGUACUGGGAAAACGACAACAAUCGCGCACAUCAUUCGCGCUCUUGUAUCACAAGGAAAGAGCGUACUUCUCACCUCGUACACGCAUACAGCUGUGGACAAUAUCCUGCUAAAGCUCAAAGCCGAGAAAGUACUUCGGUUGGGGAAUACAGCUAAAAUUCAUCCAGAGGUAAAGGAAUUUGCGACCCUCGCUGCCACUACCAAAGCGACAUUUGAUGAAGUCAAAAGUGCUUGGCACGAUAGUCCAAUUGUUGCCACGACAUGUCUGGGUAUCAAUCAUGCCAUAUUCAAGGAGAGAACUUUUGACUAUUGCAUUGUGGAUGAAGCUUCUCAGAUUACACUUCCAGUCUGUCUUGGUCCCAUAUGUCUGUCAAAGACAUUCAUUCUUGUAGGAGAUCACAAUCAGCUUCCACCACUUGUCCAAAACGAGGAGGCUCGUUUGGGUGGACUUGACAUCAGUCUUUUCAAGCACUUAUCCGAUACGAACCCCAGCUCUGUCGUCUAUCUCGAGCAUCAAUAUCGCAUGUGCGAAGACGUCAUGUCAUUAAGUAACAAUCUGAUCUAUCAAGGUCGACUCAAAUGCGGCAGCAAAGAAGUAGCUGAACGCCAAAUCACAAUUCCCAACAUGGAUGGCCUUCGAACUCAUCACUUCUCACCAUCAACAAUGUCACGAAGUCAAAAGAGCAUUUGCAAAGGCCCAUCACGCGGCCGCUGUUGGAUCCGCGACAUGCUCGAUCCCUCCAUCAAAGUCGCCUUCCUAAACACCGACACCCUCCUCCCCGGCGCCCUCGAAGAAGCAAAAGGAAACCGCAUCGUCAACCCCACCGAAGCAAUCAUCUGCACCCAACUCGUCGAAUCCCUCCUCAGCGUCGGCAUCGACGCCUCCUCCAUCGGCGUAAUGACCCAUUACCGCUCCCAACUCGCCCUCCUCAAACACAACCUCCGUCAACACGCCGACGUCGAAAUGCACACCGCAGACCGCUUCCAAGGCCGCGACAAAGAAGUCAUCAUCCUCUCUCUCGUCCGCAGCAACCCCGCUCACUCCAUCGGCGAACUGCUCAAAGAUUGGAGACGUAUCAACGUCGCUUUCACGCGCGCGAAAACUAAGCUCCUGGUCAUCGGCAGCAGAGAAACACUGAAAGGGAAUGGCAAAGAUAAAGAUGGCAAAGAGGAAAUGAUCGCAGAAUUCAUCACCCUUUUGGAGAAGAGGAAGUGGGUUUACGAUCUGCCCGCGACGGCGUUAGGCGAUCAUUGUUUUGAGGAUGGGAAUACACAGGUUACUGCCACCGCUAGUCGGGGCACCCAAUUCAAAAUCCUCGAAGAUGUGACGGCUGAACCGGAGAAUAAACGCGAGACUGAUCCUGGACUCAGGGAUGUUGGGACUGAGAAGGAGAAUCUUCGGAGGAGGAUGCCGAAGAAGAUUCAUGUUGGGCAGAAACCUUUCAAGAUUCCGAGACAGAGCGUUUUGAUGGAUGUUUAUAAUGAGGCUUUGGGAUAG
This is a messenger RNA of Glarea lozoyensis ATCC 20868, 4932 nucleotides long. Its product is annotated as P-loop containing nucleoside triphosphate hydrolase. Gene Ontology annotation, molecular function: 5'-flap endonuclease activity; single-stranded DNA helicase activity. NCBI's taxonomy places the organism in Eukaryota, Fungi, Ascomycota, Leotiomycetes, Helotiales, Helotiaceae. Bases 1 to 4932 code for a protein of 1643 amino acids. Gene Ontology annotation, biological process: replication fork reversal. The transcript is spliced from 4 exons. The record is from RefSeq and is a predicted model, not a curated record. Gene Ontology annotation, cellular component: cytoplasm.